This is a messenger RNA of Endocarpon pusillum Z07020, 348 nucleotides long. RefSeq lists its product as uncharacterized. NCBI's taxonomy places the organism in Eukaryota, Fungi, Ascomycota, Eurotiomycetes, Verrucariales, Verrucariaceae. The transcript has a single exon. The record is from RefSeq and is a predicted model, not a curated record. The coding region runs from base 1 to 348 and encodes 115 amino acids.
AUGGCACAAAAGGUAGCUUACACCAACGAGAAUGAUGCGCAUCAUAUGCAGUACUCCCGAGGAGCCCGAAACACAGCAGAUAAUCAUCGCAUACAUAUUGUCGAAGAUGAGGAGGAAGACGAAGAGAACCUUUCAGAGGAAGACGAAGACGAAGACGGCGAAAGCGAGGAUGAGGUGGACGAGUCUGUCAUCGAGGACAUGCGCAAACUCGAAGAAAGCUUUAGAGGGAUCUCGAGGAAAUAUCGCUUGAUCAACCGGAUAGGAGAAGGUGAGAAUUGGGUUUUGGCAGUGUUCAGUGAGAAAGCAUACCAUCUAAUUGAAACCAGGUACAUUCUCCACUGUAUAUAA